AUGCAUGCUCCAGCUGUGAUUGGUAAUGCUCUGGUGAUUCUUCUGAUAUUAAGCUUCUGCAAAUCAGUUCGUACGGAUAAUGUCCAUGUAAGCGUCAAGAACAGGUUAGGCAAUGGGAAAAACUUAACCUUACAUUGCCAAUCAAAAGAUACUGAUCUUGGGGAGCAAAACGUUGGCGAUGGGGGCGAAUUCGGAUGGGACUUCUCUGUCAAUGUUUGGGGGAGCACGUUGUUUUACUGUGACAUGGGGUGGGAUGCUGUGCAGCAGUACCAUUUCGAUGCGUACUCCUUCGACAGGGACUUCGCCCGUUGUGAGACGCAGUGUUCUUGGCUGGUCUCGGGUGAAGGCAUGUACGGAUUGAAUGGAGAAACCGGGUUCUGGGAAUUUGCGUACGACUGGCCUAGUUGA
This is a messenger RNA of Theobroma cacao (cacao), 408 nucleotides long. The record is from RefSeq and is a predicted model, not a curated record. Lineage: Eukaryota; Viridiplantae; Streptophyta; Magnoliopsida; Malvales; Malvaceae.